AACAAAAAAACCACCUUUCCUUCUGAGAAAGCAUCCUUUCCAUUUCUUCCCUUCCACACAAAUCACAAUCAUCGCGCUCUCUCUCUCUCUCUCUGUCUCACGCUCACUCUCGCUCUCUCCCUUUCCGAUUUCACUGUACGAGUGUUCCAUCAAACCCUAUUGAGAUGGGGAUUUAUCUAAGCUCCCCCAAAACCGAGAAGGCCUCUGACGAUGGUGAGAAUGACAGGCUUCGCUAUGGUUUGUCUUCCAUGCAGGGCUGGCGUGCUUCCAUGGAAGAUGCUCAUGCAGCUUUACCAUGUUUGGAUGAAUCUACAUCUUACUUUGCUGUUUAUGAUGGCCAUGGAGGCAAAGCAGUUUCUAAAUUCUGUGCUAAGUAUCUACACCAGCAGAUGCUUAAGCAUGAAGCUUACAUAGCUGGAGAUAUAGGCACAUCUUUACAGAAAACUUUCCUCAGAAUGGAUGAGAUGAUGCGCGGACAAAGAGGGUGGAGAGAGUUGGCAGUCUUGGGAGAUAAAAUGGAAAAGUUAUCUGGUAUGCUUGAGGGGUUGAUAUGGUCUCCUAGAAGUAGUGAAGCCAAUGACCGUGUCGAUGAUUGGGCUUUUGAGGAGGGGCCCCAUUCUGAUUUCACUGGACCAAACUCUGGAAGCACAGCUUGUGUGGCUGUCAUCCGAGGAAACAAACUUGUUGUCGCAAAUGCUGGUGAUUCUAGAUGUGUAAUAUCAAGGAAGGGCCAGGCACACAAUUUGUCUAAAGAUCACAAGCCUGACCUUGAGGUUGAGAAAGACAGGAUUCUGAAAGCUGGUGGUUUCAUCCAAGUUGGACGGGUCAACGGAAGUUUGAACUUGGCUAGAGCAAUCGGAGAUAUGGAAUUCAAGCAAAACAAGUAUUUACCUGCUGAAAAGCAGAUUGUGACAGCUGAUCCAGACAUAACUUCAGUUGAGCUUUGCGAUGAUGAUGAAUUUCUUGUAAUUGCUUGUGAUGGGAUAUGGGAUUGCAUGUCUAGCCAACAGCUUGUGGACUUUAUACAGGGACAGUUAAAAACAGAGAAUAAGCUUUCUGUGGUUUGUGAGAAAGUAUUUGAUAGGUGCUUGGCACCAACAGCUGGUGGUGAGGGAUGUGAUAACAUGACCAUGAUCCUGAUCCAGUUCAAAAGUUCUUGGAAUCCAGACACUUCUGCUGCAAACCAGACUGAGUCGUCUGCUCAACCGUCUGAGGCUGAUAGUAGUUCAGACAAUCAGAGUGAAUUUCAGACCUCAGUAGAUGGCCAUUGAUUUUACUGCAUGUUGAAGCAUUGGUGAGUUCAGGUUCAUGGGUACUAUUUUACAAUCAAAUUUCAGGAUGUUAAUUCUCAUUAGAGAAUUGUAAAUUUGUGACAAAUUGCUAGUUCAUGGGCUAUUAGCUUUGUACAUAAGUGUUUGUUUCUGGAAAGUGAAGGGAAAAAGAAGGGUCCAGCAAGUACACUGGUACACAGUUACAUUGAUGUCUAAAUCACCUUUUGGGAACUUACCAAUGCCAGAAUGACCGUUAACUGAAAGAAUACGUUAUAGAAACUGUCUGGAUUCUGGAGUCAUAUUCAUUAUCCAGGUCUGUUGAAGUUUCUUAAGAAUUUCAGUGCCACGUACAUAAGUUUAUGGGUGAUCUUUUUGUUUACGCACUCAAAAGAUCCCCUAGUUUGUUGGUGCAUACUUGAUCUUUUUGAAGUUGUUGACUUGUUAAUUUCUUUGAGAUGAUACUUCCUUGUUGUUUAUUGUUUGGUUCUAUUGAUGUUAAUUUAUUUGCAAAUUUAAA
Lotus japonicus is the source of this 1788-nucleotide messenger RNA. RefSeq names its product probable protein phosphatase 2C 60. The record is from RefSeq and is a predicted model, not a curated record. Lineage: Eukaryota; Viridiplantae; Streptophyta; Magnoliopsida; Fabales; Fabaceae. Bases 165 to 1271 code for a protein of 368 amino acids. Gene Ontology annotation, biological process: protein dephosphorylation. The transcript is spliced from 11 exons. Gene Ontology annotation, molecular function: cation binding; protein serine/threonine phosphatase activity.